Messenger RNA from Encephalitozoon hellem ATCC 50504, 216 nucleotides. RefSeq names its product small nuclear ribonucleoprotein. The transcript has a single exon. NCBI's taxonomy places the organism in Eukaryota, Fungi, Microsporidia, Unikaryonidae. Bases 1 to 216 code for a protein of 71 amino acids. The record is from RefSeq and is a predicted model, not a curated record.
AUGGACAACGCCCUAUAUACAGCCUUCGUGGGGAGAGCUGUCAAGGUAAAGAUAUGUGACAGCUCGGAAUUCAGAGGAACGUCUGUUGCAAUAGAUGCAUAUCUCAACAUAUCCUUAGAAUCUGUGUCCUACAUCCAAAAUGGCCAGGAGCCUAGGUAUUAUUCCUCCCUAUUCAUCAAGGGAUCUUACAUUGAUCACAUAGCAUUGGAUUCAUAG